UCCUCCCCAACAGGGUAUACAAAGCAAGUGAGCUUUGAUUAUUUUGUACACAAAACAAAACAAGUUAAAUUCUAUGUUAAAGCAUGAGCGAACAAAGUGCAAAGCAAGCAAAUGGCCAGGCCAACAACGCCUUUCCAUUGACAGCCGAUGAGAUAGAAGAGCUGAAGGACACAGAUAUGGAAAUGUUUAGAAAAAUCGAAGAGAUCUGUGCACCGAACCAGCAAGGAAAUUAUGCGCGUCGCAAAGCAACUUCAAUGAAGGAAAUGGGAUAUGAAUUUGAUAUGGAUCUGGAAUGCAAUCUGGUUUUCAGUCCAGAGAAGCUAGAAAAGCAUAUGAUUGAGUUGAUAAGGAAUCGCAAGCAAACGGAUAUCAAGGUUGUGGUGCAUGGGCACAGCUUCAAGUGUCACCAAAUGAUACUGCAACUAUACACAAAUUACUUUAAAAAUGUGACUGUCUUCGAGAGUGCUUACAUCAAUUCGGAUAGUGUGACACCUUUGGGAUUUGAGUUGGCCUACGAAUGGAUGACAAAGAUGGAGCUUGUGCCACAACGCGAUCACAUUGUUGAUCUCUAUAUGGCAGCACGUUUUCUGGAAAUGCCAGAGCUUGAAGAGUUGCUUUCUCAUGACUUUCAGAAUCGUGAACUCUUUGAUGGACCCAACGCCUUUGAUCUGUUUGUGGAGACGCUGCCCUUUGAGGAAACGCCGCUGCAGCAGCUGAUGUUAACGAGAGUUAGUCACUACUUUCUCUCAGCUGUGGGCAGCAGAGAAUUCUGUGAGUUGAACGAAAAGCAAGUGCAUGCGAUGCUGAGCAGCAAUGUGGCAGGUGUGAAUAGUGAGCUAGAGAUCUUUAUGUCUGCAGUGCGUUGGUUCGAUGAAGCGUGGCACAUACGCAAAGAGCACAUCGAGUUUGUGAUUACAGCCGUGAGGUUUCAGUUGAUGCCGCCUUGGGCUUUGCUCUCUUUAAAAGCCACUCAAACGCAUCCUUUGAUGAAGCUCAUCUGUGAGCAUCCUUUUGUUAUGGAACGCAUCAAUGCAGGACUUUCAACUGCUGUGACUCAACGAGUAGAAACUGAGCUGGACUUGAAAACUGGCUCCGAUCGCGAGUGGAUCAUUGAUGAGCAAGCUGCCCAUCAUCAUGUCUACAAGUGCCCCAAUUGGCAGCUUUUAAGCUACACGCAGUUUGAUUCUUAUCUUAAGCAAGUCUCCGAUGCUGGGCCACUUUUUCACACCACACUCAAGGCCAGGCAAUUUGCCAAUUUGAUGGCCUGUUGUCAGGCAAAAUAUUUGGAAGCCCCCAACACUUCGAAUACCGAUUAAAGUUCUUAGCUAUUCAAAUAU
This is a messenger RNA of Drosophila sulfurigaster albostrigata, 1337 nucleotides long. Its product is annotated as actin-binding protein IPP-like. The record is from RefSeq and is a predicted model, not a curated record. The transcript is spliced from 2 exons. Gene Ontology annotation, molecular function: protein binding. Lineage: Eukaryota; Metazoa; Arthropoda; Insecta; Diptera; Drosophilidae. The coding region runs from base 84 to 1316 and encodes 410 amino acids.